CUGCCCUGAGCUCGGCAGCUGCCCGGGGGGGGUCCCGCGGUGUCUCCCCACGGGUGGGCGCCGCUCUGCAGCCAGCCCGGGUUUGUCCGGCUGGGCGGGGCUGGGCUUCCCCGGGGAUCGCAGUCACUCCAGCCCAGCUCCUGUUCUUUGCACGCAGGUUCCUGGGGAUGGAUCCGCUCCUGCCUCGCCCGCCAGCGCCUUGAGCUUUCCUGGCCGCGCGGGGGCCGGGGUGGCUUCACGGCGAAUGUUUGCUUGGCGCAGGUAGCUCAGCUGCAGGACAGUCUAAAUCUUUAAGACCAUCUUCAAAGGGUGAAUGCAAAAUGACCAGCAGAGCUCAGUACGCAAGAUGCAGAGGGACAUCUGUCUGAACCAAGAGGACUUGAAAAUGUCUGUGUGCAGUAACUUUGUGGAGCACAUUUGGAAGCCUGGCUCCUGCAAAAACUGUUUCUACCCCAAACGUUCCCACAGGCUGCAAGCAUCUCUGGAGCUGGAAGCUAGUAACUUGCCCUCACGCACCUUGAAUGGAAUUAGAGCCAAAGCUGAGGAUACACCUCCGGAGGAUGAGUGUGUGAUUGCCACACCUUACUCAAAGCCAACGAUUGCAGUGAAGCCAACAAUGAUCAACCCAGAUGUUUCUGACGUCUGGGCGGAUGUGAAUAUGAACGCAGACAUCUCGCAGGUCAGCUGGAGAAUGGCAUCUGAAAACCACCUCAUUGUGAAGCCAGGAGAAGCACAGAGGACAUGCCUCGACCAUUUCAGCAGCUGUGCUGGGCGAAAGCCCUUCAUUCAUGAUACACCAAAUGACUGUGCACCUCAGUAUCUCCAAGCCUGCUCCAGGGAGGGCCUGCCCCGCCUGGAAAGCAGAGGGGAAAAAAAUAUGCCCUUCAACAGUUUGGUGUUGGAGAGCGAGAUGGGUGGAUGGGAGGACAGAGCUAUGCUUCGUAACAAGGAGAAGUUCGCCUGCCCACAGAGAGGGUUCUGCCACCAACCGUCCAUCUUUGCUGAUCGAAGCCCUGAUUCCACCCCAGACUCUGCUGGAUGUCCAGCCUUUCGACAAAGAGAUGGCACAGCAACGCUGUCCUCGGAGAGCAGUGACAACUGCUGUUCUCCGGGCUCUGAGAGCGGGGAGUACUGUUCAAUCACAGACUAUUGUAGAGAGAGUCCUGUCCCACCAGACGCGCCGUGUCCAGAGAGCCAGGUGGCACGGCAUGACAGUGAAAAGCCAGCCCCAAGGUGCUGGGGGCAACAAGAGACUGUGGUGAAUCCACGGGCAAAGACGAGGGCAGUCAAAUUUUGUGAAGAUGAGUGCAGGCUGUUGAACUUAGACUGGCGUUUCCAAAGGGAUCACUGUUUACAGGACUCUCUGCAAAAUAAGACACGUUCGGAGCGAAAAACAUUAGCACUUAUCUCUGGCAAUACCACCCUGUCAGACAGUGUGUUCAGCAGCAACAGUAGCAGCAGUCCCCUUGCUUUGCCCCAGGAGGACGAUUACAGUCCUCUCCUUGAGCAAUCGAGUCUCAUCCGAGACAACCCCGGGGAAAACUCAAGCGACCCUCUGAGCACCGUCCCGGCACCUCAGCGUGCCCCUCACACACAGCCUGCACACAGUGAUCCCAUUUAUGCCGAGAGCACCAAGAGAAAGAAGGCGCAGCUAAAUCAUUCUGGCGCGCAAACAAAGAGAGAGGGGCCGGCCCGCAGCCCUCUCAAAGAGCAGGCCCAGAGCCUGUGGAGAGAUGGGGUGCGGUACCUGAGCAGCGAAAGGGAAUACCAGGACUCAGCCACACAGGUAGCAGCAAAGAUUACUAUUAUGGCAGCGCACACAGAGGAGGAUAACAGGACAAUAUUUCUGAGCAGCCCAGACUCAGCUGUUGGGGUCCAAUGGCCCUGUGCUAGCCCCAUCUCUCAUCCAGACUUUGCAAUCCCUUCGCCUUCCUUUGGGCACAGAGAGGGCUCUCAAGCCGGCAGUGAGACGGGUUCGGGUGAAAGCAGUCCAAGGUUUCACCAGCAAAUGCACAGCAAGGGCAUCGUUAAUGAGAGUCCCACUGUUCCCCCAAAGAUAUGCACGAGCAACCCGCCUGGCAGCGAGGGGACUCCCAGACCGUCAGUCAAGCCUCCUGGGGCAGAACUCUGUGACGGUAAUGGUACAGAUCCUAGCGCCUUGGGGACACAGCCUUCUCUCUGCUCUCAUAGUAACAGGGUCUCUGCCGAGGAGCCCCACAGGGGUCCUCCAGGCUCAUCCUGUGAGAGGAGGCAUAAAUACUACUGUGCAGGAUGGAGCAGGCAGUGCCGGAUAGAGGAGGAAGAGGAGGAAGAACAGGGCUUUUUAACCUGCACACAGGCCAGGGAAGUGGAGAAUGGAACAGCUUGUCCCCAUCCCGUGGAAGACUGCUCUGGGCAGGAAAAAAAGACUGGGAUGAGCAAAUCAGCAUCUUUUGCUUUUGAUUUCCCGAAAGGCAGCAGUGAAACUGAGGAAUUUGCACCACCACCUCCACCUCCAAAGAAACAGCCCAGGCACGCUUUGAAAAUGAACAAGAGUAGCUCUGAGCUGGAGAAGGUUAGCAAUGGCUCUUCAGAGAGCCUCAGCCCACCUUUCCGAGGGAUCCACGUCAGCUUCGUGGCUGGCUCCACAGACAGCCUCAACUCUGACACAAGGACUGCCAGUGAUGAAGGCUCCAAUGAGGACAGGUCUCAGGGCACACCUCUACAGCCACCCCCUCUGCCACAGAAGAAAACAGUAAGCCGAGCGGUUUCAUCACCUGAUGGCUUUUUCUGGGGCCAAGCCUCUCUGGGUAGAACAGCAAAUCCCACCAGCCCCAGACUGAACAUCAGUCACUCCGAAAGCAACGUCUGUGUCCGAAGGGAAUCCCCGUUCGGCUACUCCUCUCACGUGGGACGCAACCACCACGCAUUCUCCUCCUCUGAAUCUCUGGAAAACGCCUGCAAAGGAAAUGGCCAUUGCGAUCCGACUUCGAACAAGAGCAGUAGCGCCUGCCUCCAGAACAGAAACCUGCCGCCAUUUUCAUCCUGUCAGCUCGGUGUGUCCAGCCAGGUUUCCUCAGUUUCCAGCCUUCAGCUCCACAAUCUGCUCAGCAAUAUUGACAGCAAGGAGGGGGUGUAUGCCAAAUUAGGGGGGCUUUAUGCAGAAUCCUUGCGCCGCCUCGUUGCGAAAUGUGAAGACUGUUUUAUGCGUGAUCAGAAAAAUGAACUGCAUUUCAAUGAGAACAACUGGUCUCUUUUUAAGCUGGCAUGCAACAAGCCCUGCUGUGUUUCUGGGGAUGCCAUCUAUUACUGUGCCACCUGCUCGAAGGACCCUUCCAGCACCUAUGCAGUGAAGAUUUGUAAAACUCAAGAAUCCAAAGUGUCUGCUUCGUACCACAGCCCCUCGGUGCCAGUUCACUUCAACAUCCAGCAGGACUGUGGGCACUUUAUAGCCUCUGUACCCUUCAGCAUGUUGCUCUCCUCUGACGCAGCAAAAAGCACUUCUCCGGAUGGCCCUGGCCUCUCCUGCUCUGCCAGCGAGCGGGAUUGCGUGGUCGUCAUCACCCGUGAAGUGCCCCACCAAACCGCAGCCGACUUCAUGAGGGAUGCGGCAACUUGCCAUCAAACCAAGCCGGAGGUGUACGAGCGGCGGGUGUGCUUCCUGCUCCUCCAGCUCUGCCAGGGCCUGGAGCAUCUGAAGGAGCAUGGCAUCAUACACAGAGAUCUUUGUCUGGAAAACUUGCUGCUAGUUCACUGCAAGCCUCUGACUGGCUGCAGUAAAACCAAAGAUGAAAAGCACUUGCCCAGGAUCAUUGUGAGCAACUUUUUGAAGGCCAAGCAAAAACUGGGUGCCGGGGACUCCAAACUGAAAAAGAGCCAGGCCCGGCUGGCCCCAGAGAUUGUGUCGGCCUCUCAGUACAAAAAGGUUGAUGAAUUUCAAACAGGCAUCCUCAUCUAUGAACUUCUCCACCAGCCCAACCCUUUUGAGGUGAGGGCCCAUCUCAGGGAACAGGAGUACAGCCAGGACGACCUCCCCCCACUCCCCAGCCUGUCCAUUUACUCCCGCGGACUCCAGCAACUCGCUCAUCUGUUGCUGGAAGCCGACCCGAUCAAACGCGUCCGCAUCACAGAGGCAAAACGGAUCCUGCAGUGUCUGCUCUGGGGUCCCAGGAAAGAUUUAACAGACCAGCCUCUUAACCACGAAGAAGCCCUCUACGGUGCUCUCCAGAACUGGAUCGACUUGAAACGCGCUCUGCUGAUGAUGAAAUUUGCAGAGAGGGCAGUGGACACUGAGCGGAGUGUCGAACUGGAGGACUGGCUCUGCUGUCAGUAUUUAGCGUCUGCAGACCCAGCUUCCCUCUUUAACACACUGAAACUCCUUCAGCUUCUCUGAUCUCAAAAGCAUUGCGAACCGAGCAGCAGCAACAAGGAAAAUGAAAGAUGUUUCUAAGGCUGAUGUUCACUCACCAGUAAUGGUACAAGUCACUUUCACACUGAUGGCAGAUCACUUACUAAGAACAAGAUGCAAUCUUUCUCCCCCCCAAAAAACAAAACAAAACAAAAUCUGUGUACAUUUCAGGUUAAUUGCAUUGUUUUGAAUACCAUAAACUGCAGACAAACAAAAACCGGCUGCCUGCUAUUUUGGUAUGGUAACUCUUUAGGCAAAUAAAAACUUGUGCAUAUGUAUGUUUCCU
This is a messenger RNA of Gopherus evgoodei (Goodes thornscrub tortoise), 4673 nucleotides long. It is a transcript of the gene PRAG1, whose product is annotated as PEAK1 related, kinase-activating pseudokinase 1. Gene Ontology annotation, biological process: protein phosphorylation. The record is from RefSeq and is a predicted model, not a curated record. The coding region runs from base 314 to 4372 and encodes 1352 amino acids. The transcript is spliced from 6 exons. Lineage: Eukaryota; Metazoa; Chordata; Testudines; Testudinidae. Gene Ontology annotation, molecular function: ATP binding; protein kinase activity.